AGGUCAGUGCGACGCACCAAAACUCAUGUUACUGCUGCAUUUGGCCGGGAGAGUGGUAUGAGAAGGGGCAAACCUACUGAAAGAAAGCUGCUCGAACAUGCCGGUUUCCGAUCCGAGUCAUAACCGGUGUGUCAUUAAACCGGAUAACGUGUACAGGUCUGCCGAAACUCUCAAAAGAAGUGGGUCGCGCAGGUUCGUUCACAUUGAUCUUCAAAGCGAUCUGACCGUCCAUAUUGAAGGGACUACGUUUCAUUUGCAUACGCUCCCUAUGGUCUCAAGAAGCCUUUAUCUCAAUAGAUUGGUCUUCCAAACUUCAACUAGGGCAGACAAAGAUCUGGGCCUCAACAUCCACAUCGACCAUCUUCCCGGUGGGGCCCACACCUUCGAAUUGGUAGUGAAGUUUUGCUACGGACUCGCCGUCCAUCUGACGGUCCACAACAUCGUAUCAUUGUAUUGUGCCUCACAUUUCCUGGAAAUGACUGAGGAGGCUGACGAGGGGAAUCUGAUUUCCAAGACAGAAGCCUUUCUAAGCUUUGUGAUAUUCUCAUCUUGGUGGGACACUAUCAUCAUCUUGAAGAGCUGCGAGGCCGUUGUUUUGUGGGCCAAUGAUCUACAAAUCAUAAAGAGAUGCUGUGAAUCCAUAUCAUGGAAGGCUUGCAUUGAUCCUCAGCUAAUCAACAGUGAUCUCGAUCAUGACAAUGGCUGUGAUCAGUCACACUCAAAAAUGAACGAAUGUUGGUGGAUUGAAGAUGUGUCCCACCUCACCAUCGAUCACUUUGUUAAGGUAAUGUGUGCAAUCAAGGCGAGGGGAAUGCGACCGGAGUUAGUGGGCCAGUGCAUUAUGUGCUGGGCCACCAAACACUUCUUGGCAAUUGAAAUUAAAAUCUACGGUCGCAACAAUGACGAUGACAAUGAUCAUGUGAGAUUGGCGAUCGAAGGCUUGAUCAGGGAACUUCCAACGGUUGAAAUUUCUUUAAAUUUCUUACUGAGGCUACUCAGGGCGGGGUGUAUACUGAACGUCGAUCGCGAACUAGUGAUCGAGUUGGAUAAAAGAACGGCGGCGAUGCUCGAGAGUUGUAAUGUGAGAGAUCUCAUGGUUAGGAGUUUGGGGGAUGAGAAGGCCAGUAGUUAUGAUGUAGGCUUAGUGAGAAGGGUGGUGCAAGCUUAUGUUGAUUCUGGGCCGUGCGAUCAACGGCCGAGAGAAAUGGCCAUCGUGGCUAGGAUUGUGGAUAGGUAUCUGACCAUGGUUGGCAAGGAUGAUAAUCUGUCCGUUGAGAGUUUUCAGAUGGUCGCAGAAGUGUUGCCGGAAAACGCCAGGAAUUGCCAUGAUAGCCUCUACAUGGCCAUAGAUAUGUACCUCAAGUCACACCCUAAUUUGUCAGAGGACGAUCGAAAGAGAGUAUGCGGUGCAAUGGACUACCAUAAGCUGUCGGUGGAAGCGCGCAUGCAUGCGUUGCGGAAUGAGCGGUUGCCCUUGAGGGUUACGAUUCGAUAUCUACUCUUCGAACAGGUAGAUAUGGCGAGGUUGAUGCUGUCUAAAGGAUAUGGUUAUGACGAGUUUCUAAGGCCUGAAAUUUGUGAGGAGCUGCAUCUUGCACGUGCUGAGGUCGAGAAGACGAAGGUGCGACUCAGUGAUUUGAAACUGAGUCAUGCUGUGUUGAGUCAAGGAAUAAGGCUGAGAAGUAACCAUUGUUGGACUUUAGGAAGGAAGAAUGCUUUCAAAGACCAAAAGAGUUUUUUAACACCAGAUUGAGGUCAUUCAAGCAAGGAGAGAUUGAAGAGGCAGUUGCCAGCUUAUGUGACAACAUCGUAUACUGUAUAUAAUAUGUUCAGUAGGUGGGGCGCAUUGCAAACAUGUUUCAUACGUUGGGCUUGUCCUGGUUUAAAUUGUCUAGGUCAUGUUAUCUUGUUUGAUUUGUAAACUAGGUGAGUCAACCUGGGGCUCAGCCGGGUCAACCCAGUUUGGUCUCUUACUAGGCUGGGAGAACCAGGAUGCACAGGACUUGGGCUUGGUUUCCCUAGUCAAAGCGUGACUGGGUCAACUCAGCUGUGUCAGGCCAGUCUUGAGGAGAUUUUUAAUUUUUGAGAGAUAUUAAUUAAUUAAUUUGAAAUAAAAAUAAAUAAUUUUUUUUUGACCCACUUUGGAAUAAAAAAAUACUAGCACAUGUGAAUAUAGAAAACUUAGCAUAUAUGGUACAUGUACCAUGUUUUUUAAGAAUGUGAUCAACACAUGCGGCACAUUUGAAGCUAUAUAUUAUGAAUAUAUAGUGGCACACAAAGCAUAUAUAUCAUAUAUAAGAGUUAGCUCAUCUCUUAUUAGUUAGUAGAAAUGUGCCAAGUUUUCUACAGCAUGGUUUCUCAAACCAUAUCCCUCACAACCAUUUUUUUCAAGUGGGUGAUUCGUUGUAUUAAUAUGCAAAACAAGGUGGAAGUAUAUAUCUAAACCUACACUGCCAUUUCUUGUUAAUGGUCUUGUAUGAACCUUAUCUUAGUUAAGAGCACAAAAUUCCAAGUAUGCGUGACUCUAUUUGUUCAGACUCCUAUAACACAGAGGGAUUGUUGACUCGUUCAAGUCUGAGACUUGUCUGAGCAUGAUUAGGAAACACUCGACCUAAAAUUCAUUUGGGUCAACUCGACUUGGCGAGGUUUUGAGUGAGCUACUGGGAAACAGUAGUCGGCAUGAUUUAUAUUGAGACUCAGAGAGACUCGUCGAGUUGACUCAAUGGCUCAGUUGGGUCAGUAGCUUUAAAAAAGGUAAGCAAUGCGCACCCUUAGCUAGUGAGGCAUGCAUGUUGUUGUUGUUGUUGUUUUUAGUUAUAUUUUAUAUUACUUAUAUUAAAUUAACUAUAUUAAAUAUCUAUUAACAUUUCUAAUAGUUUCAACUUACAAUAAUUAAAUAUCAAGUUCAGCUGGGUUAAGUCUUCGGGUCAAAUUGACCUGGUCGAACAUAAGCCGAGCCGAGUUUUUUGGUUUUUGAACUAUAUUUCCGAGUUGACUCAUUCUCAGUCGAGUCUAAUCCGGCUCAAAUCCCUGGUAUCCUCGAGUCAACUCUUUAAUUACCCAGUCUCAACCCAACUAAGGAAAAGUCACUAUGAGCAGUGGAGUAAAAAAAAAAAACCCAUGGUUGCCACCACAUGUGCCACAUGGCACAUAAAUAUGAAAUAUAUAAUCCAUGCAUCAUGGUCUGCCUCCUAUUUAGAUGCCCUCCAGCCCUUAAUAAUCUACGUUGUGGUAAUCAGGUAGGCUAGGUGUAUGAAACGAAUGUAUGGAUAAAGAACACCCAAGUUUUUAAAGCUGGGUCCAUCUAAUUCUAAUGUCAUGGCCUACCUGAUGUGUGGACCAGUUGUAAGACUUGUAUUAAGUGUUUCUCAUGUGAUUAAUGAUUUGGAUGA
Messenger RNA from Magnolia sinica, 3392 nucleotides. RefSeq names its product root phototropism protein 3-like. The transcript has 4 exons. The record is from RefSeq and is a predicted model, not a curated record. NCBI's taxonomy places the organism in Eukaryota, Viridiplantae, Streptophyta, Magnoliopsida, Magnoliales, Magnoliaceae. Bases 98 to 1753 code for a protein of 551 amino acids. Gene Ontology annotation, molecular function: protein binding.